Raphanus sativus (radish) is the source of this 777-nucleotide messenger RNA. Its product is annotated as membrane protein of ER body-like protein. The transcript is spliced from 2 exons. Bases 1 to 777 code for a protein of 258 amino acids. NCBI's taxonomy places the organism in Eukaryota, Viridiplantae, Streptophyta, Magnoliopsida, Brassicales, Brassicaceae. The record is from RefSeq and is a predicted model, not a curated record.
AUGGAUGUUACAAACUCACAUGAUCCAAGCAGAGGGUUCAACUAUGGAUCGACUGCUGAACACGGGCAACAGUUUCCGGUACGGGAGGAGGAUGAAACUAGUGCAGUAGACAGGAACAAAUCACCAAAUAAAGGACGUCUCACCCCGAUGCUAUCAUCUCUCCCGUUAUCAACACAGCAAAAGAUGGUCAAUGAUGACAAGAAAAAACCACCAAAGAAAGGACGUCUCACCCCGAUGCGAUCACCUAUCCCCGUAUCAAUCCCAGUGGCUCUAGCGGAACCGUUACUGACACCAGUUGUUGAAGGACGUGAAGUGGAGAUAUUGAAAAGCAUCGUAUAUGGAGGUCUAGCAGAAGCAAUCGCAAGCCUCGGUGUUAUCUCAUCUGCUGCUGGUUCUGGUGCUUCAACAUUCGCAAUCUUAUCCUUCAUUAUCACUGGACUACUCCCUCCUGUUGUCUACUACUUCUCAUUCAGAGAAACACACAACAAAGACUACAAAGUGGCAUCAGUUUUCGGUGCAUCUCUGAUAUGUAUCACCUUGCUCGCUCUAGCCAAGGCUCACGUGAGGAACCCGAGAAGCAGCUACCUGAAGAGCGUUCUGUACUACGCAACAACAUCUGUGGCUGUGUCGGGGAUUACGUACGUGGUUGGUAACGUUGUGAAUCAGUUGAUUGAGAAGUACGGAUGGUCUGAUGGGUCUGAAACUCAGGCGGGAGAGAUGAUGCUUUCACUUAUGGGGAGAAAGGCUGGUGGCUUCGGAUACUCAUCAUCAUACUGA